Drosophila rhopaloa is the source of this 2776-nucleotide messenger RNA. Its product is annotated as zinc finger protein 574. The record is from RefSeq and is a predicted model, not a curated record. Bases 43 to 2529 code for a protein of 828 amino acids. Gene Ontology annotation, molecular function: RNA polymerase II cis-regulatory region sequence-specific DNA binding; DNA-binding transcription factor activity. NCBI's taxonomy places the organism in Eukaryota, Metazoa, Arthropoda, Insecta, Diptera, Drosophilidae. The transcript is spliced from 7 exons. Gene Ontology annotation, biological process: regulation of transcription by RNA polymerase II.
AUCGCAGCGGUAUAUUUAUUGCAUGCAAAAAAACGGAGCAAGAUGCGCGUGGAUUUGGCUCUGGUCAAGGAGGAAAUGGAAAUAGAUGAGGUCAAGUUGGAGCCCCAGGACGAUUUGCAGGACAGUGGCAUCAAAAUAUUGAGCGCAUGUGAUACGUUGAAAAUCCUUGAAGAGGGUUCCCACAUUAUAACCGUGCCGGUUAGGGAUCGCCCGGAAUCGGAGGACGAGCGCGAAUUCAUUGCCAGCCUCGGACUCGAUCGGCAACAGAUAUUUUCGGUUUCAUCGGAAGGCAACCCAUUGCAAAGAAAAUGCAACAUCUGCAAUUAUGUCCUUGAAAGUCAACUGGAGAUCUCGAGCCACCAAGUCAACCAUGAAAUGAACCGGCAUUUCUGUCGUCUGGGAUGUAUCAUUUGGUUAGACACCCUAGAGCAGAUCCUUGAGCAUGAAUAUCGCCACCACUCACAGCCAGGACAUGUAUUCUGUUGUAGGGUUUGUGAUUAUCUAGCCACAGACGCGGAUUGCCUGGCUACCCAUAUGAAAACACAUAUUUAUCUAUAUCGUUUUGUUUGUGCCAUUUGUCGUCGCCAUUUUGAGUCCCACCAGAGCCUUAAUCUGCAUUGGAAGGAUGACCAGUUCGUCUGCGGGCAGGUGCAGUACAUGGAGGCGCUAUCCUCCAAAGCAGAGCUUGUGGCAGUUAAGACACCAGUUUCUACAGAGUCGCUGUGCGACGUACAAAUCAAAACGGAGCCGCUCAGUUCUGAGGAAAUAGAACAAAUGCUAUUGGAAGGCAUUCCUCCAAACAGCGUUAAAUUCGAACCCCAGGACGAGGAAAUGCUAGAAGAUAGCAUUAAGAAGGAAUUCAAGGAACACUCUAUCGAUAAUGGUUCUGUCUGGCCAACCAUACCUAUUCCACUCAGGAACAAACUGCGCCUGCCUGCUUUGAGCUCCAACAAACUGCAUUCGGAUUCAAAAAGUGUGAAAUGGAAUAAUCGACCCAUUUCAAAUGUGAUGGCCGACAAUACAAGGAUUCUACAAAGUGGUAGACAAGACUCAGUGGAACAAAGAAAGACGCCCAUCGCAGCAAAUAUACUGAAAGUAUUGCCCAGCAACUGCAUGGUCAUUAAGUUGCCGCCCAACACAAAAAUCUUUAAGAUGCCUGAUCAAGCUCCGACUGGCCUUAAGAUGCCAGGUCAAGCUCCGGCUGUCUUAAAGGACUCCCUUCAAGUUAGUCUAAGUGGCAUGGAAAAGGCAGCAAGUGUCAUUAAGAUACCGCAUGCAAUUAGUAUAACCAAAGUCAAUUUUGCGGAAAAUUCUGUUUCCACUCCUGUUUCCAUUAUCCAAACUGCGCUCCCGGCACAGACCCACAAUCGGUCGUGCUUUCUCAGUGACGCGUUUAACAAAUCGGAGAGCCGACCCGAAUCACUGAAGAUAAUUUCCGAAAUUCGUAAUCAAAUUCGCUCCAUAGAGAAGACAUUGCCUCUGCCGGGAACAGUGCUGCAAACUUCAAAGAUGAAAAAGGAUAACCAUUUGCCAACUCCUUUGAUUGCUUCAAAGGAUGCACCAAAGCCCAUUGAACUAAUUCUCAGCCCAUUGUCUUUUAUGUUGGCCAAGGAGCUGCAGAACAAGCAUCCACUUUAUCGUUUUAUGUGGACUUGUCCGGAAUGCCAGCGCUCUUUUGAGAAGCAUUCCGCAUUUCGUACGCACUUGACUACCAAGCAUGAUUUAAGCCAGGAAAAACUGAACAGUCUCAAAGUGAUCUUAAUGCCAUACAAAAUACUCUCACAGAAUUCAUUGGAAACGCUUGUAGACUCUAAGCUACAAGUACCUGAACCUUCUCCAGUCCCGGACAAGGUUGUUAAUUUGCCUUGUCCGCUAAACGCUAGUGAAGGUGUUGCUCCCUUGAUAGAUCAGACAUCGGCUAAACCAAAUAUUUGUGAAGAUGUAUCACCGCCAAUGAAAACCGAUGAGAAAUCAGCAGGCUCGAAGAAGUCGACGAAGAAUAAAUUAAAAUGCACAGAGUUCCAGUGCACGGAGUGCUCUAAAGUAUUUACCACAUUUGGAGCGCUACGCAUCCACAAGUCAAUUCACACAGGAGAUUUGCCGCAUAAGUGUAACUAUUGUGACAAACGCUUUCGAACUCCUGGCCAGGUGCGGGUACACCACCGUCGUCACACCGGGGAGAAACCCUUUAAAUGCAAGGUCUGCUCAUUGGAUUUUACUCACCGUGAAACUCUAAUUUCUCAUCUAUCGCGCCAUAUUGGAAUGAAGCGUUAUAAAUGCUAUGGAUGCGACAAAUAUUUUGUAGUUGUCAGCGGAUUACGAGCCCAUCGUCGCCUCCGUCCGGACACCUGCGGCAAGGUCAAAUUUACUGCGCGAGCGCACGGCCCUCGGGUAAGGGUCAUCAGGGGGGAGGUGGUCUUCGAACAUCACCCAGAACACAAUGGCUACCUACGCAGUGAGGAUCCGCUCAACAUUUUGUCACAGCGCGAUCAGACCGACUCGACCCCAGUUGAAAUUGCUAGGGUCUGAACUAAUUGUUAUGUUUGUUUUUCUCACCAAUCUAUCUUUACCUUUUCCAUUCGAAUGGCACCACUAUGAUAUAUUUUGUAUUUUUUUAAAAAAUGCAUUCAAAAUUAAAAUAUUUAAAGGUUUAAGAUCUUGAAUCAUAAGAUACAUUUGUUACCAAUGAAUAUUCAUUGACUUCUAAGACUUCCUUUAUGUUUGAACAAAACCCACGCACAUAUAAAUAAAUCUGUUUAUACAAAGACACACAUAA